GAGGCAAAAGUGGAAAGCGGCCACGCUGGCGCGGCGGCCGCCUCCGUGCACGGCACCGCCGAGAGUCUGUGGGGAUCCGGCGCAUCGCCGACGGGGUCUCGGGAGGCUGGUCAGCCUCCGCUGCGCUGGCGGCGCGGCCGGGCGUGCUGGCGGCGGCGCGGCGAAAGCCCUCGGGCGUUGCCUGGCCGCCGUGCGCGCGGGCGUGCGCAUGCAGCAUGCGGCGGCGGCACACGGGCGGCUGCGCUGGCGCUGCCUGGCAGCGAGGCGAGCGAGACUCCUGACGGAGGACCAGUGUGCGGAGCUGAGGGACAGGCUGAGCGGCCGGGCUGCCUGGUCCGCCGCCGACGAGGUGGCGGACAUCCUCGACGGCCUCGGCGUGCCCGCGGCACCGGACGAGGUGUUGCCUCAGGGGGCGCCUGCGUGGACCUGCCCCGUCUGCCGUGGCCUCCAGCGUGCCCGAGGCUGGUACUGCCCGUUCAAGCACCGGUACUGCCGCAAGUGCAUGGUGCAGUGGGCAGAGGCCCGCCCGCUGCCCACGUGCCCGCACGAGGGCUGCGGCUACCACCUCGGGGACCACGACCUCGAGGACCUCCGCGCCGACGCCGGGCGCACGGAGGCCCUGCGCGCCGCGCGGCUGGAGCAGGGCCUGGUCGCGCUGCAGCAGGACCCCGAGUCCCAGGUCGCCGUGUUCCGCUGCCCCGGCAGCGGGUGCAGCGCCGCCGUGGUGCUCGGCGUGGGCGAGGCCAGGCGGCGUUGGGAAUGCAGCUGCGGCGCGCCUUCCACCUGCACGGGCUGCGGCGGGAGCCCGUACCACCACCACGCGCAGUGCGGCGACAUGCAGAGCCUGCGGGCCCGCUGGCUCGCCUGGCUCCAGGGCGGCCGCGAGGCCUACCGGGGCCUGCAGCGGCGCGUCGUGCGGGAGGCGGGCGCCCAGACGCGCGCCCUGCGCGAGGCGAUGGCGAGGCACUCCGAGCUGGAGAGGGACGAGCAGUGGAAGGCGGAGAAUUGCCGGUGCUGCCCGAGGUGCCGGAGGCCUACAGAGAAGAUCGGUGGGUGCAACACGAUGGUCUGCGGGCAGAACGCCCACGGCGGCAACCGGCAGCCCGGCUGCGGCCACCGCUUCCACUGGGGCGACGCGCGGCCCUACCGGGCCGCGGGGGCCCCCUCGAGGGCGCCGCGGGCGCCGGCGCACGCGCGGGCGGGUGCCAUCAGCGGCCGAGGGGUACGGCACCUCUUCGCGCAGUGCGCCCUGUGCGACAGCGGGAAAUGCAUCACUGGGCCGCGGUUCCGCUGCGUCCACUGCCUCAACUUCAGCUGCUGCCUCAAGUGCGAGGAGCGGCUCGCGACCGAGCACGAGGCCGGGCACGUGUUCGAGAUCAUGUUCGAGGACGAGUUCGACUGGACGGCGACGGGCGUGGAGCUGCCCAGCGGCACCCGGGCGCGCAUCCGCGGCGGCGCGGCCCCCGCCGAGGGCGCCGAGGGCGGCGCCCCCGCGGGGCCCGGCGGCGGCUCCGCGCCGGGCGGGCCGCCGAGCGGCGGCCGCAAGCGGCAGCGCGACGUCGGCGCGGGCAUGGAGGGCGUCGUCAAGGGCCGCAAGCGCGGCAGGUACGUGCUGGAGCUCGCCGGCGGCAUGGGCACCAGGCACGUGGAGCCCAGGGACCUGCAGCCGCUGCUCACUCAGCGACAGGCACGGAGGGGCGGCGGGGAGGGCAGUCGCGGGGGCAGCCAGCAGCGGGCGGGAGGCUGCAGCGCGCGUGACUCGACUUCGGGCCCCGUGCUGGUCCUCUGCAGGUGCCAGCCGCCCACCGCCGCGGGCGCCCGCAUGGCGCAAUGCCUCGGAGCGACGGCGCUGGCCGAGGUGGUCGCGGCGGCCGUGGGGCGCAGCGGCUGCGGCGGCGGCGGAGGCGGCGGCGCCCUGCCGCCCUGCGCUGCCGCCGCCGCCGCCGAGCGGAUGGGCCGCGCAGCCGCCCGUGCUGACGCCGCCGCGGCCGCGGCCCCCGCAGCGUCCGAGGGCGGCCUUGCCCGAGCCCCGGCCGCCGGCUCUGCAGCUGCUGGCCCUCGCCCCUGCGGGAAGGCGCGGCGUCUCCGAGGGCUGCGGCGGGCGGCCAGGCGGCCAGCGGCGCUGCAGCAGGCGCCGACGAAGGAGAUGAAGGCCCCCUUCGGCUGGGACGCCGAGCGGCCUUGGUGGGAGGACUUGCUCAAGCCUCCCGGGAGUGCCACCGCCUGGAGCUCUGCGGGCUGCACUGCCGUGCCAGGGCUCCGGGCUCCCGAGAGCACAACUGAGAAGCUUCGCGUCGCCGAUCUCUUAGCGCGAGAGGUGCAAGAGGCGGCGGUCCACUGUUCUGUGGGCGAGUCGGACAGCUCUGGAGGUCACGAUCGCACGCUUCUCUUUGAGCUCAAUUUGCAGGAGCUGAAUAUUGGCUCUGUCCUUGAUGCCGAUAUUGAUACGUGGACGUGUAUGGUUAGCGGGCCCUGCACCAUCACGAGGCUUCCUUAUCGUAGCGACGGCUCCGGAACACAGAGUGGAUGCUGCACGCGGGACGUGAAUGAUUCGGAUGUUGGCUACGACCCGGCGGCGGGGCUCGAGUCGGACUCAGAACGAGUCCCUUUGGAGUACGACGUGGGCCGCGUCGAGCUCGAGCAGGGCGGCUUCUCGACAGAUGCCGGCUACGGGCCCGACCAGAACGACGCGACGGUCCAGACCUGCGAGUCCAGCCAGCAGAGCCCGAACGGCGGCUCCGAGCAGGCCCAGAACGGCUGCUCCAGCGAGCAGCAGGACCCGGACGGCGGUUCCAAGCAGGACCAGCACGGCGGCGCCAAGCAGGCCAGGACCUCUUCACUGCAGGCUGGAGUGUGUGGCGGGGGCGCUGCGGUCUCCUUCUGGGCACCGCCGCCAGCGGCGCGGCUCGCAACGGGUGCAGGCGCCCACGUAUUCAUGCACGUGCUUCUGCUUGGGGGCCUGGCUCUGGCCAUUUCUGUUCCGUCGAUGGCCUGCCCCUUUGCUGAGGUGGAGGCGCUGCAGAGGCUCGGCGGCGGCGACUGGCUUGGCGCUCUAUUCUUACGCGAUUAUUAG
Molecule: messenger RNA, 3073 nt
Organism: Prorocentrum cordatum
Lineage: Eukaryota; Dinophyceae; Prorocentrales; Prorocentraceae
Source: the annotation of a GenBank genome assembly